Molecule: messenger RNA, 2210 nt
Organism: Pelobates fuscus (common spadefoot toad)
Lineage: Eukaryota; Metazoa; Chordata; Amphibia; Anura; Pelobatidae
Gene: CYRIB
Product: CYFIP related Rac1 interactor B
Exons: 13
Coding region: 459-1433 (324 amino acids)
Biological process (GO): positive regulation of T cell activation; regulation of actin filament polymerization
Molecular function (GO): small GTPase binding
Source: RefSeq, a predicted model, not a curated record
GGAAGUGUAAUAGUGCAAUGUUAAUCCUCAUACUGCAUCAACCUGCUAUCUCAGACUUCUCUCGAGCCCUGUUUUAAUCGCUUUUAACUUCCAUUAGAGACUCUCUACCGGCCAUGCUACACUUUUUUUCAGCCAUUUCAAAGUUAUUUUGCACGGUUUGCCUUGAAAUUCUUUGAUGUUGAGUUUCAGGCACCCAUUUAAUAUACAUUCCUCAUCGUUGGUACUUUUCAAGCCGACAUACCUGCACCGAUCACAGAACAGUUUAACAAACAAAACAGAAGACGUCAGGUGCACGCUGGCAUUUGUAGGAUAGGAAGAAUUGUUUGAUCAGGAGAGGGAGCAAGCUGCCACAACUCAUCAGCUUGUGUAGCGGACCUCCCAUAACCAUUUGAAGAAGGCGGCAGGCUCUCAUCAACUGAUUGGAGAGCAGAAGAUCCAGCACUGAUAGGUACCUUAUCAUGGGGAACCUUCUUAAAGUUUUGACUUGCACAGACCUUGAACAGGGGCCAAAUUUUUUCCUUGAUUUUGAAAAUGCUCAACCAACAGAAGCAGAGAAAGAAGUCUAUAACCAGGUGAAUGUGGUAUUAAGAGACGCAGAAGGCAUCCUCGAUGAUUUACAGUCUUACCGAGGAGCAGGACAUGAAAUUCGAGAGGCGAUACAACAUGCUACUGAUGAAAAAUUACAAGAGAAAGCUUGGGGAGCCGUAGUGCCACUUGUAGGAAAACUAAAGAAAUUCUAUGAAUUCUCUCAAAGACUUGAGGCCGCAUUGCGUGGACUCCUCGGAGCGCUGACCAGCACGCCAUAUUCCCCAACACAGCACCUAGAGCGAGAGCAGGCUCUUGCCAAACAGUUUGCAGAAAUUCUUCACUUUACCCUCCGAUUCGAUGAGUUGAAGAUGACGAAUCCUGCUAUACAGAAUGACUUCAGCUACUACAGAAGAACCUUGAGUCGUAUGAGGAUUAACAAUGUUCCAGCAGAGGGAGAAAAUGAAGUAAACAAUGAGCUGGCAAAUAGAAUGUCCUUAUUUUACGCAGAAGCAACUCCUAUGCUAAAAACCUUAAGUGACGCCACAACAAAGUUUGUAUCAGAGAACAAGAAUUUACCUAUAGAAAAUACCACUGAUUGUUUAAGCACCAUGGCCAGUGUGUGCAGGGUGAUGUUAGAAACUCCGGAAUAUAGGAGCCGAUUUACCAACGAGGAGACGGUGUCCUUCUGCUUGAGAGUAAUGGUUGGCGUAAUUAUCCUCUAUGACCACGUGCACCCAGUGGGAGCCUUUGCAAAAACGUCAAAGAUCGAUAUGAAAGGAUGUAUCAAGGUUCUCAAAGAACAACCACCCAACAGUGUGGAAGGUCUUCUCAAUGCUCUCAGGUACACAACAAAACAUUUGAAUGAUGAGACUACCUCGAAGCAAAUCAAGACGAUGCUGCAAUAACUGUGCCGCUGGAUCCGAACCUGCUGUGGACAGAAGACCGUAUUCUGCAAUGACUGAGAUGCACAGGAUUUUAGUGAUUGCAAUUACUCUCUCUCCCUCUACCCUUUUUAGUCUCCUGCCUCCCCCCUCCCCACCCCAUCCUUUUUAAAACGUGUUCUUGUUCUUAAAUAAGCUCAGUGUUCUUUUUUGUGCCAAAAUCAAUGGAAAACUAACUGAUAAAUCCUGGGAGGCAGGUAAACGUUUUCAGAAUGGACGUGUCCAUGGCAGCUAUUUAUGCGUUAGGUUUUUUUUCCUCUCUACCGAGGAUAUUCUGUGACUUGAACUUAAUAUUUUUAAACUCCCUUCCCUACCCUGGAAAAAAAACCUUAAUAUUUAAUAUUGCUUCAACUGCAUGGCUGGAACGGCCUAUUUCUGCUAUUUAAAAAAAAAGAAAUGAAAAAAAAGAACCUUUUUCUAUUGCAUUUGUUAUGUUUUUUUUUUUUUGUUUUUUUUUUCCGUGUGCAGCCAAGAGAGAGAAAAUAUGCGCAAAGAUGUUUAAAUUAACUGUGUUGUACAAAAAUGGUACCCAGCACAAUGAUUUUUUUUUGAAUUAGUAAAGAAAAAAGAGAAAGUGUUUUUAGGUUGCAUUUUGACUCAUUUUUGUAAGGAUGUGUGUUGUUUGUUUAAUCUUUGAUGACUAACAUUAAAUAAUGUGAUGUGUGCGUAACAGAAUUACGUAUGCAUGUUUAUGUCAAAUGGAUGGCUGUUAAAAUAAAAAUCAGCUUUCAUUUUUCUAAA